AUGACUUCGGUACCGAUUCACACAGCUAAUGGCGAAAAUGAAGUCAGACCAGAGGGAAAGAAGCAGAUCUUGCUCAAUGCAUUUGACAUGUCUACUGUCGGACACUUGUCGCCUGGACAAUGGAAGAAUCCCGUCGACAAGUCAGCAACCAAGCGCGACCUAAACUACUGGAUUGACCUCGCGAAGCUCUUGGAACGAGGCGGCAUCAAUGCACUCUUUCUUGCUGAUACCUAUGGGGGUUACGAUACCUAUGAAGGAAGUCUUGACAACUGCAUCCGUCGAGCGGCCCAAUGGCCAAUGACAGAUCCUACCAUCCCGAUCAGUGCCAUGGCCGCGGUCACGAAGAACCUUACAUUCGCCAUAACCGCAUCCACAUCCUUUGAGCCACCCUUCCUUCUCGCCAAGCGGUUUUCCACACUCGACCAUUUCACAAGGGGCUAUGGCUUAGACAGCCCAAUUCCCCAUGACGAGCGGUAUGCUCAGGCAGACGAGUACCUUCGGGUUCUUUACAAGCUUUGGGAGGGCUCAUGGGCAGAUGAUGCAAUUACCCCUGAUCCCGAGAACGACAGCUACGCCGACCCCGAUAAGAUCCGGACGAUUCACCACCACGGAAAGUUCUUCGAUCUCGAUACACGUCACAUCGUCGAUCCCUCCCCCCAAAGAACCCCCUUCCUUUUCCAAGCAGGCACUUCAGCGGCCGGAUCAGAAUUCGCGGCAACACAUGCUGAGGGUAUCUUCGUCUCCUCGCACUCCCCAAAGCUACUGCGCCCCAAAGUCAAAGAGAUCAGGGAGAAGGCCGCAGCUUUAGGCAGAGACCCUCAGUCUGUCAAGUUCUUCGCGACGUUCACUCCUAUUGCGGGACGGACCGACGAAGAGGCUCAGGCCAAGCAUGAGGAGCUGAAGAAGUAUGCUUCCGUCAUUGGAGGAUUGGUCCUCGUCAGCGGCUGGACCGGCAUCGAUCUUUCAAAGAUCCCCGUCGACCAGGAGGUUACUGCCGCGGACUCUCUAGAGGCGCACAAGGUGCGCAGUAUUCUCGAUGCCUUCACGACGACCAGCGAGCAUGUACCCAAGUGGACACCUCGUGUCAUUGCCGAGAGGGCAGCGAUUGGUGGUCUCGGACCGGUAUCGGUUGGAAGCCCACAAAAGGUGGCAGAUGACUUGGAGUAUUGGAUCCGUGAAGGUGACUUGGAUGGUUUCAACUUGGGAUAUGUCACGACUCCAGGCACGUUUGAGGAUGUCGUCGACCUUCUUAUCCCAGAGCUUCGACGACGUGGGAUUUAUCCAGAGGCAUCUGCCGACAACGUUGCUUUUACGGCCAGAGAGAAGGUAUACGGGCAGGGGCAAAAGGGACUGAGGGCUGAUCACCCUGGCUCGUCUUACAAAUAUGAUGUAUACAAGGAGGAAGACGCAAGUUCGAAGCGUGCAGACUAA
Molecule: messenger RNA, 1431 nt
Organism: Colletotrichum acutatum
Lineage: Eukaryota; Fungi; Ascomycota; Sordariomycetes; Glomerellales; Glomerellaceae
Product: HK97 family phage prohead protease
Exons: 5
Coding region: 1-1431 (476 amino acids)
Molecular function (GO): monooxygenase activity; oxidoreductase activity, acting on paired donors, with incorporation or reduction of molecular oxygen
Source: RefSeq, a predicted model, not a curated record